This is a messenger RNA of Populus trichocarpa (black cottonwood), 1831 nucleotides long. Its product is annotated as peptidyl-prolyl cis-trans isomerase FKBP53. The record is from RefSeq and is a predicted model, not a curated record. The coding region runs from base 136 to 1638 and encodes 500 amino acids. NCBI's taxonomy places the organism in Eukaryota, Viridiplantae, Streptophyta, Magnoliopsida, Malpighiales, Salicaceae. The transcript has 11 exons. Gene Ontology annotation, molecular function: peptidyl-prolyl cis-trans isomerase activity.
AAGCGGUAGUACGAACUUUCUGUAAUACCCUAGAGAGCAGCCUAAACUUAAGACAGGCUGAGGUUUAAAAAAGAAACAGCAAGGCACCUUUUAGGGUUUUAGACAGAGAGCUGCUUUGUAUCAGAAAACAAAAGAAUGAGCUUCUGGGGUAUUGAAGUGAAACCAGGCAAGCCUCAUCCUUAUCACUCUGAUGAUGUGCAAGGAAAGCUUCGGGUAACUCAGGCAACUUUGGGCCUCGGUUCGUCAAAAGAAAGGAGCAUACUCCAGUGUUCAGUUGGACACAGGAGUCCAAUUUUUGUAUGUUCACUGUUGCCAGGGAAAGCUGAAAGUUGCUCUCUGAAUCUUGAAUUUACGGAUGAAUUAGUAGCGUUCUCAGUGAUUGGACCACAAAGCAUCCAUCUUUGUGGUUACUUUGAUUCUGUAGAAGGAGAUCACCUCCGAGAUGAAUAUGAAUAUGAUUCGGGAGAGGAUAUUGUUGAUACGGAGUCGGAUGAGUCCAGUGAAUAUGAUUAUGAUGAUGAAUAUGAUGACGACGAUGACGAUCUUCAAAUGUAUUCCCCUUCGCCUGUUCCCAAAAGUGGAGUUGUAAUUGAGGAGAUAACUGAAGAUGACAAACCUACAAAAGAAAAUGGCAAGUCUAAACGGCUAAAGAAGAAGAAUAAUCAAUCAAGUGACAAGGAAGACCAAAACAACUCUCAACAACAAAUUGUUCUUAAGAGGGAUAGAGGUAUUUCUGUUCUGGAAAGUGAAGAUGAAGAUGGUUUUCCAAUUUCUUCCUCUGCAAAAAACAAAGAUACAGUUCAGGAGCAGCAAGCAGAACUAGAUGGACAAAAAGAUAAGGAAACAACCCAAGAGACUAAGAAAAAGAUGGCAAGUGAGGAUAAUGAUGACACUAGAAAAAAGAGAAAAGUUAAAAGCGUUGAUCAAGAUGGUCAACCAGAAAGGAAAACAAAGAAAAAGAAGAAGCAGAGAGAACGAGGUACAGAGGCAAAGGUUGAUGAAAUGGAUGACAAGGAAGAGAUCAACAAUGCCUCUAGAGAUGAAAUCGAGUCCAAGCAAGUGAAAAAGCAGGAUUCUACCAACCGAAACAAACAUGAACAGAGGGACCUUGACACUGAUGCAGAUAGUAUGCCCGGUGAAGAUUCAUCGGAUAAGAAAAAGAAGAAGAAUAAGAAGAAGAAAAAGACCCAGGAUAGUGGAGCAACAACUAAUGAUCAAGCUGUUUCAGCUGCGGGAGGUGAAGCCAAGUCUUCAUUGGAGUCUGAGGAUAAGCAAUCUACAGCCAAGUCCUCACAAGUUAGAACCUUUUCAAAUGGAUUGGUUAUUGAAGAAUUAGCAAUGGGCAAACCAGAUGGUAAACGAGCUUCUCCUGGAAGUCAGGUCAGUGUGCACUAUAUUGGUAAGCUGAAGAACGGAAAAAUAUUUGACUCUAAUGUCGGGAGGGCUCCCUUUAAAUUCCGCCUAGGUGUUGGACAAGUCAUAAAAGGAUGGGAUGUUGGAGUUAAUGGUAUGCGAGUUGGGGACAAAAGAAGACUCACAAUUCCACCAUCGAUGGGUUACGGAGAUCGGGGUGCUGGUGGGAAGAUACCUCCAAACUCAUGGCUUGUGUUUGAUGUUGAGUUGGUGAACGCUCGUUGAUUAUUUGUUUUAUGUGCUCCUUUUCUGCUUUUGAACUCAAUGGCUGCUUUUACAGACAGUGGGUAUAGAUGGAUCUCGAAAACUUGGUGUUUUAACUGUAGGCUUGUUUUACAGUACUGCGAGUUCACCCUCAUCGCAUAUCUAAAGUGUCAAGAUGGAUGGUGUGAAUAAAAUUUUGGUUAAUUCAAGUGUA